This is a messenger RNA of Beta vulgaris subsp. vulgaris (sugar beet), 2420 nucleotides long. RefSeq lists its product as uncharacterized. Lineage: Eukaryota; Viridiplantae; Streptophyta; Magnoliopsida; Caryophyllales; Amaranthaceae. Bases 111 to 2204 code for a protein of 697 amino acids. The transcript is spliced from 13 exons. The record is from RefSeq and is a predicted model, not a curated record.
CAUAAUUUUCCCGCGCAAAUCCAAUACUUCGGCUGCCGAAAUCCAAAACUCUUUCUCUCUCUUCAUGCAAAGAAGAACAAUUACCCAAUCCGCUCAAUUCCACAUCCUAAAUGAAUUUAUUCAGCAAAAAAACCUCCAUUAUCAAUGGCAUAGUAAAAUCUUCCUCCUCCAUGGAUUUAGACGAUACACAACUUCAAUUUCGAGCAAUUACAGAAAACGAACACGAAGAUCAACAGCAACAAGAUGAUACGGAUCAAUUUAUCAAAUUCAUUGAUUACGCAAGGACAAUUCUCUCUCCUUCACUUAACGAUGAAGAUGAAGAAGGCGAAGCGACUUCCGAUUCAGAGGAGAGAGAAAGAGAAGGGCCUGGAUGGAGUUGGAUAGCUUCUCGUGUACUCAAGACUUGUAUUUCUUAUUCCAGUGGUGUUACCUCCGCCAUUCUCUUAUCUGAACUCUCUCAGGCAUGGAGUGAACAGAGGAAAACUAGCGCGCCUAGGAAAAGGCCAGAUUGCAUUAACCAACUGAAGAAGAAGAACAAGAGAGCUAGGCUGCUGAGUACAGUCACAAUCGACACGAUUUAUGAGAAGAACUUUUUGUCUCUAAAUAGUGUUCUAGAAGCUGUAGUUGUUGAUACCUUUGUUCUUCCAGGCACCAACAUUUACAUGAUUACCCUGGGUGAUUUUUGGAGCUCAAAUACCAUUGAUCUUUAUCUCCAUAGAAGAUAUUAUGAUCUGGUAUCUCCUGCUAAUGGGAUAUUAAAGAAAGGGAGGGAAGUCUUUCUCACAGGCUGCUAUCUUCGAAGUGCUAAUGAAGGGUCUGUCAGUCCUCGACUUUUGCCAACAGAUUAUUUGGUCAUAUUGUUGGAUGAGGAGCAAGAUGAUGAUGCCAUGCUAUUAGGAGCUCAAUUUUGCACAGACUCCUUUUCCUCUGUUUCUUUGGAUGUUGCAAAUGAAGGGAUAUCCUUGUCGUUAUACGCUAGGAUUGAAUCCGUAGGGCCUCUUGAAAUACUGGAGAAGUUUGGUGGUACACAGAGGAAGCAGAUUAGGUUAGUUGAUAAUGAUAGCUCCAAGAUGAAUCUCCUCUUAUGGGGUGAGCAAGUUGUGCUGGCUAAUCUAUUUAGCGUUGGAAGUAUGCUUGCGAUUGAUCAACCAUUCAUUGCAAGUUCUUCAGAGAGUGAUGUUGAAACAAACGAAAGCAUUUGUCUCGAAUAUGGCAGUGCAACUCAGUUAUAUUUAGUUCCAUUUGUUGGCCAAGGGGAACAGGUAUGUGUAGGAUUGACGCCAAAUAGAUUGCGAGGAUCCAAGCUUGGAACAGCUUCUUGUCCUACUCAAGCUCCUAAAGCCUCUCAAAUGACCCUACCGUGUGACUCUCAAGGCUCUGUUGAUUUUAGUAAUUAUCCUUUCCAGUCUUUUAUAAGUGAUCUGCAUGAGAAGAUGACUGGCAUCAGCAUCUACGGUGUUGUUAUGGACAUGUCCAGAGAAGCAAAUACUACAAAACUUAUCUUUAGCAUGAGACUUCAAGACCUAACUGGAACUAUCUGCGUAAAGCUGCAUUUUUCUGAAUCUUGGUCUUUGGGGAGAUUAAGCCUUGGUCACACUGUGUACAUUUCUGGUUUGUCAUGCACCAAGAUGAAGCAUAAACGUUUAGAAGCACAAUGGUUUCAGAAUGAUCCUGGAACUUCCUUUGUAAACCUAAGUUGCUUGCCUGCAAUCCUGAACUCGUCCUGUCUUCACAAGCCAUCCUACCUAGUUGAUAUGUCAAGAGAGAACACCGGCACACAUAUUUGCAGAGUAUGGCUGGACCAAAUUGAACACUGUCAUGUUAACACAAGAUUAGCACACGUUGAUUGUGGUCAUUUUGUCAAGACAACUGCAUCUGGUUCUGUGGAAUGUGAGUUUUGCUGCUGCAGCUGUGAGAUGAUAACUAGGCGUGCUUUCCAUCUAAAAAUAACUGUGGCAGAUGAGAGUGGCAAAGUUUUUGCAUGGUGUACUGGUCAAACUGCCUCUGAAAUUCUGCAAAUAUCUCCAGAUGAAUUCUAUGAAUUGCCUGAGGAGGAUCAAGUUAUCUACCCGUGUUCUCUUGAGAAUGAAAGAUACAUGGUAGCAAUUAUACACUGUGGUCAGCAGGAAACCCUUUUCAAGGAACGUGUGACAGCGGAAAAUGACAUGAUCCCAUGGGAGAUCACCCGUGCCCUUAAAUUAUGAAGGUUCAACUUCUGAUUGUACAUUGAUCUUUAAAAUUUAGAAGUGUUGUCAGACAUUUUUUUAAACAUUCAACAAAUGCACAAAUAGCAUGUUUAUGUACCCAGAAUCAUGUAAAUUUCAAGGGAAACUCACUCAUGUUAUGACAAAAGUGAAUGGUGGCAAUGCUCUAUGUUUGAAAUAGAAAAGACGCCAUAUUCAUAUACCGAAGUUUUGUGA